Molecule: messenger RNA, 561 nt
Organism: Lachnellula hyalina
Lineage: Eukaryota; Fungi; Ascomycota; Leotiomycetes; Helotiales; Lachnaceae
Product: Clock-controlled protein
Exons: 2
Coding region: 1-561 (186 amino acids)
Biological process (GO): fungal-type cell wall organization
Cellular component (GO): fungal-type cell wall
Molecular function (GO): structural constituent of cell wall
Source: RefSeq, a predicted model, not a curated record
AUGAAGUACUCUUUCGCUGCUUUGGCCUUUGCCGCAACUGGUGCAGUGGCCGCUUACAACAACGGCACCGUCUAUACGACCGAGAUCGUCACUGCUCUCACCACCUACUGCCCAGCUGCCACCGAGAUCACCCAAAAUGGCGUGACUUACACUAUCACUGAAGCCACUACUUUGACCAUCACCAACUGUCCCUGCACGGUCAUCAACCCAGUGAUCCCUACGCCAGUGAUCCCUGCGCCAGUGAAUCCUGCGCCAAUGAUUCCUGCACCAGUGAUUCCUGCGCCAGUGGCCCCUGUACCAGCUGGCCCAGCUGGCCCCUCCACCGUCCUCUACACAAGCUGCGAAUCUUCAGCCACCGCAACUACCGCACCCGUCUUGAAGAACAUCCCGGCCAAGGAGAGCACCUUCUACUCGAACCCCCUCACCGUCAUCCAGGCCACCGGUGCAUCCACGCCAACCGGCGCGACCCCCAGCCAGGCUCUUUUCACAGGCGCUGCUAACGCCAACAAAGUCGGCGUCAUGGUCGGUGCCGUUGCUGGUAUUGCUGCUUUGGCUCUGUAG